GCCCCCUGCAGUAACUCUGAGGACCCCCUCUUGAGGACCUCUGGGCUAAAGUCCCCCUAUACCCCCGUUUAACCAACUUGUAACUAGAACGCGAGCAAGGUCAGUCGCCUACAUAUCCCAGAAUUCUGAGCAACCGUGUAUUUGGACUGAACCUGUUGUGCUGCUCUCUUUCAGCACCGGGACUGCCCAGCGAGUUUUACAAUGCAGCCCUUUCAGUCUUUAUUCUUUUUCUUCAAAUUAAUUACAUGUUUGGCUGAAUCUACGUGGUUUACGGAGAAGAAAACAGUAACGUGAAAUGGAGAUCACUCGAAACAGACCGUCCUUGUAUGGAGAAAUCGCUCAUGGUCUUGGAUUCUGGACAGGCCGAUCAGCAGUGCAUGAGGCUGCUGCACAGGGCAGGGCCCUUCAGCUACAGCAGCUGAUUGAGGGAGGUGCAGCAGUUAACAUCGUGGCAGUCGACUCCAUAACCCCCCUGCAUGAGGCGUGUAUACAGGGACAGACCCAAUGCGUCAGAUUGCUGCUGGAUGCUGGUGCACAGGUUGAUGCUCGUAAUAUAGAUGGCAGCACUCCGCUGUGUGAUGCCUGUGCAGCCGGUAGCCUUGAAUGUGUCAAGCUGUUGCUGGAGUACGGAGCAACAGUUAAUCCUCAGCUGUUUACCUUCUCCCCACUUCACGAGGCUUGCAUGGGAGGGAAUUCCGAUUGUGUUCAGCUUAUGAUUAAUCAAGGCGCUUUCAUGGAGGCCCAUGACUGCCAUUAUGGGACACCGCUUCACGUAGCCUGUGCAAGGCAACAUUUUGACUGUGCAAAAGUUCUCCUCAUUGCAGGGGCAAAUGUGAAUGCUGCCAAGAUACAUGAGACGGCCCUUCAUCAUGCAGCCAAAUCAAAAAGCAUUGACCUGAUUGAUCUACUCGUGGAGUUUGGGGGGAACGUGUACGCCAGAGAUAACCUGAACAAAAAACCCAUCCACUACACGAGUCCAGGAUCUCCCCCUUAUCUCUGCCUUGAGUUCUAUGAGAAUACCCCCCUCAGUCUACAGCAGAUCAGCAGAGUGGCUGUGAGAGGGGCGCUCGGCACAAGAGCAUCUGAAGUUGUUUUCAAACUGGGCUUGCCCAAACGCAUCAUAAGUUUUCUUUCUUACAUGCCACCUCCAGUUAUCGAAAUUUAAGCACCAAUGGGAAGCUUAACAGUAUACUAAUAUUUAUGCAUUAAAAUGUCUAAAAAAUAUUAUUUUAUAAAUGUAUAUUUUAAGUUGCGUACUUAAAUUAUCCAAAAUGUUUCUAACAAUGUUCAAACCUAGAGGAAUCUGUCAUUUUAAUCAAUGACACUGAUCAUGUCUUUUGGUCGCCUGUCAAUGGCGUUAAAUAACCUUUGACCCUCUAAUUGCUCUAACUUCUGUCAAAACACGGGAAACACCAGAUGAUAUAUUCAAGAGUAAUUCUAUAUCAUACAAUGUCAAAGGAUUGUACUCAGUAACAGUAAUACAGCAUUCUUUUGCUACAAAGCAUAAUUUUUAUAUUCACUACAUGCCGUUUUGCAACACAGUAAUACAGUAAAGACCUAAUUUAUUAAUAUAUUUCAAUAUUGAUCCAGCUUACUACAGCGUGCUACAUUGACAAGUUGCUAAUGCUUGGUGGCUAAACCGUACCAUAACGUUAUAAGGUUACAACAACGUUGAACUCGCUCAUAUAGUUAUUUUUAGUAUGAUUGUUUUUAGUGUGGUUAACAGUGCUAGGCUUACCCAUGAAUAAAGUAGCCACGUAACAUUAGCUGUAUGGGUAGUUGACUAAUCUAAUGCUAAGUUAGCCAGAGGAGACACUGACAUGAAAUAUAUUGUGAUAUUGUGGUUUUAGUGGCUGUCUAAUGUUCGCUUGCUUGCUUGCUGACAGUAAGCUACCACCACAAAUAGAAUCUAAGUAAUUAUGUGGGAAACACUGCAGCUAUGCCAUGAAUAAACGUAAUGUGAAUAAAACAAUAGAUUAAAAACGUCUAUGAACAGAUACAUUUUCAUCAGCAAUGGUGGUUAACAAUGAAGACAACAACUCCCAUGAUCCCACGCAACUUCACCAAGUCAUUAAAAGCCGUGUUUACAUCAAUGGUUUUGAUUGAGCUGCAGGAAAAUUACAUAUCGUUUAAGAUGCAGCUCUUAUAAAGUUAAAUCUAGACUAGUUAUGUCUGAUGGCUCUGUGGAUCUCUCUCCUAAAAGUCAUACAGGUACAGGUUGUUCAAAGUUGCAGAAGUGCAGCACAGAUGAAAUUUCUUGAUACUGCCAAACUAGUAGGGUACAGAGAGAUUUCAUAACUUAAAUAAUCAGACUGUUUACCCAAGCAAAUUAGACAGCUUAUCAAGAGGUUCUGUCAGCAAACAACUACCUGCUUACAAAUCCAGCAAACACAAGAACAACAGGAGCAUCCCACUAGAGCCAUGUUUAAGGCUACCAAAUUAAUGUUUAGUCCAGUAUUUACUUGCAUUUAAAUAAUUAGUUUGCAAGAAAAAUGGCUGCCUCUAGUGAUUUAAGAAGGAUGAAACUCAACCAUAAAUGACUUCUAUGCACACCCUUAAUUAGUAUCAUUUGUGUGUAAGUGUGUCCUCAUCAGACCUCCUCUCAGGACGUUCUGAGCAGACUGUCCAUCAACACAGACUCUCCUGUUAGCUCUUUGCACUUGUUAAAGCAACACAUUUUUAUCAUUUUUAUUACUACACAUCUGAUGAUCCCACCUUCACCCUGAGCAUAGGCCAAAUCAGCCAAACCCAUGUAAUAUUUAAUUGAAACCAGAGAAAACCUGAAGGAGUUUGAUUACUAGGAUUAUAUCACUGUAUGUAUUUGUAUGUAAUUAUUUAUUUUUAUUGUAAAUUUGUAAAUUAUACAGAUGGUUCUACCUCUAUUAAAUUUGUGUAAAUAAA
Molecule: messenger RNA, 2901 nt
Organism: Perca fluviatilis (European perch)
Lineage: Eukaryota; Metazoa; Chordata; Actinopteri; Perciformes; Percidae
Gene: asb13b
Product: ankyrin repeat and SOCS box containing 13b
Exons: 6
Coding region: 296-1165 (289 amino acids)
Biological process (GO): positive regulation of protein catabolic process; protein ubiquitination
Molecular function (GO): protein binding
Source: RefSeq, a predicted model, not a curated record